Molecule: messenger RNA, 1123 nt
Organism: Daucus carota subsp. sativus
Lineage: Eukaryota; Viridiplantae; Streptophyta; Magnoliopsida; Apiales; Apiaceae
Product: stem-specific protein TSJT1
Exons: 5
Coding region: 174-887 (237 amino acids)
Source: RefSeq, a predicted model, not a curated record
UCCCAUGUUCAUCCCUUUCAUUUAUUGAGUAUUUAUUUGAGUACUUAUUAUUUAUGUUAGUUGUUAGGAUAAUAAGCCUCUUUAUAUACUAGUACGUUUUUUUUUAUAUCUGUAGAAAUUAAUAUAUAACACAAAAAUACAGAGUACUAGUAUUUAUCUGUAAUAUCUUAAACAUGUUGGCUGUGUUUAGUAGCUCUAUCGUUUCGCCGCCGGACGAGCUGGUGGCCGCCGGGAGCCGGACGCCGUCGCCGAAGAUAACGUCGACGGCGCUGCUGAAGAGGUUCUUGGGGAGUGAUGCAUCAGCUGUGUCCAUGCAGAUUGGUGAUGAUGCUCAACUAGCUUAUACUCACAAUAAUCAGUCCGCUUUAAGGCCCAGGUCAUUUGCGGUUAAGGAUGAGAUAUUCUGCCUGUUUGAGGGUGCGCUAGACAAUUUAGGUAGCUUGAAACAACAAUAUGGACUUGGUAAGUCCGCUAAUGAGGUUGUUUUGGUGAUUGAGGCUUACAAGACUCUGCGUGAUCGCGCACCUUAUCCUCCUAACCAUGUUGUUAGCCAUCUUGAUGGUAACUUUGCCUUCAUUGUCUUUGACAAAUCCACCUCCACUUUGUUUGUCGCUGCUGAUCAAUCUGGUAAGGUUCCUUUGUAUUGGGGAAUCACAGCCGACGGCUAUGUUGCAAUUGCUAAUGAUUCUGAUUUGCUCAAAGGUGCCUGUGGCAAGUCACUUGCUUCUUUCCCGCAAGGGUGCUUCUUCUCAACUGAUAACGGAGAAUUGAGGAGUUACGAGAAUCCCAAGAACAAGAUCACUGCUGUUCCUGCCACUGAGGAAGAGAUCUGGGGUGCUAAAUACAUGGUGGAAGGGGUGCCGGUUCUUGCAGCAAUCAACAAGUAGAAGAGUUCCUGACUAAAGAAAGGGGUUGAGCUGGGGAGCCAUGUAGAUAUAGGUGUUUGAGAGCUUGUAACAUAGUUGUAGUGAAACUUUGGGCUGUGUUGAUUGCUUCUUUCAAUUAGUAGUGCUUUUCUUUUCUUUAAAAGAUCUGGUAGACACUCUUUUUCCUCCGUUAUCUUCAUCGUUGUAAAGAGAUGUGUUGUGUUUAAUAAAAGUAUGGAUCUUUUAAGUUUGGACUA